AUGGAUAGCGGUGCAUCGAUCCGUACGGUACUCGAAUGGCCACGCCAGCGCAUCAGCAUCGUCCGCGAAGACGAGCGCCUGCUCAUUGUCAAUGUGGACGUGGGAGGAGCCAAGGUUGCCCUAGUCUCUGCACACUGCCCCCAUGCAGCCAAGAAACAAGAAGCCGAGGCCUUUCUCGACAUCCUGACCGGCUACCUACGCGACACCCUGCCGCUCGUGGUCAUUGGGAUUGACCCGAAUGGCCGUAUGCCCUGCCCUUUCGAGCAGGUCACCGGCGAUCUUGCAGAUGGCAACCCGGACAGCAAUGGUCUCGGAGCUGCCAACAUAUGCAGCGACCACGGCCUCUGGGCCCCGUCUCCUGGCUUUUUCCGAAGCCAGGCAUCGAGGGUUCGCCCUGUUCGGGGGAGACCUGAAACAUAG
This is a messenger RNA of Symbiodinium sp. CCMP2456, 420 nucleotides long. The record is from the annotation of a GenBank genome assembly. NCBI's taxonomy places the organism in Eukaryota, Dinophyceae, Suessiales, Symbiodiniaceae.